GGGACAACAAAGUUGCAAGAAAAGAUCCCAAACCAUCGAUCUGUUACAUUCCACAAGACUCAUCUGGAUAUAUUGUGGGAAUAUGCCUCAAGAACGAGAUCCUUUCCCAAUCCCGCGAUAUGAGAACGAUUAUACACUCAGAAGGAGUGAGGAAGCUCAGAAACUACCAUACGACAAGCCGACCCAUCUCGCACAAAAUGACGAACCCUGGGGGAGACUCCACAACACGACAACACAGGCCAGCUCGCGUCGACAAGUCUGUCAUUACGAUACUACAGUACCAAAGGACAGUCUGGACAUUCAUCUAAAAUCGACAUACGAUCAUCAUCUAGGAUUAUUUCAGGACAAAAAUAAAACUGUGACGCAGAAGGAAACUAUUGCAUUGGAAAAUGGGACACUGAAAAAUAAAGAAUCAGAAGAUUCGGUGAGUGAAACUGAAAACAAAGGCAUGAGAGUGUGGCUCGACACCCAGAAGGCGUCUAUAUACAGUAUUAAAGGGUCCAUAGAGUCUCAUCAUACAGCCUCUACAAACCGAGGUUACUCUCGUAAGCAUGAUGGCGGCUUUUACUCAACGUGACGCAGUGCAAAUGGGAUAUAAAGUGAAGAUGAGAACCCAUAUUCCGUCAGUUGAUAAACAAUGGGUAUCGGCAACACCAUGUACAAGGACUUGAAAAAAGGAAAAUAAAAGAAACGUAGAUAUGCCCGUGUGGACUCUUUAAAAGAAUACAACACGUUUGUCGUGAUGCUCACUGACUUCAAGGAGACACUCACUGUUAGAAGUUAUGGUUAGAUCAGGAUCGCCGUUAUACUCAGUGAACAAGCAGGGUUUACUGGACCGAGAUCCAGCACACUGUCUGUUCUAGUAUAUCUGAUCGACUCAUCAUUUCUUACCACAGUUUCAACUGUGGGUGCCCCGAGUUUAGUGAGAAAGCCUCACGAUCAUCGCUACAGAAGCUCACGAGUCGGUUAUUAUCAUCUCUGUAUCCGAACAGGGCAACAACUCGGACCAGAUCAAAUAA
This is a messenger RNA of Carassius auratus (goldfish), 1019 nucleotides long. RefSeq lists its product as uncharacterized. The record is from RefSeq and is a predicted model, not a curated record. The transcript has 5 exons. Lineage: Eukaryota; Metazoa; Chordata; Actinopteri; Cypriniformes; Cyprinidae. The coding region runs from base 83 to 577 and encodes 164 amino acids.